Messenger RNA from Fukomys damarensis (Damara mole-rat), 537 nucleotides. It is a transcript of the gene Scimp, whose product is annotated as SLP adaptor and CSK interacting membrane protein. NCBI's taxonomy places the organism in Eukaryota, Metazoa, Chordata, Mammalia, Rodentia, Bathyergidae. The transcript has 6 exons. Bases 7 to 537 code for a protein of 176 amino acids. The record is from RefSeq and is a predicted model, not a curated record. Gene Ontology annotation, cellular component: immunological synapse; tetraspanin-enriched microdomain; membrane.
AUUGCAAUGAGUUGGUUUAGAAAUUAUUUCUGGAUCAUCUUAGCUGCGGCCAUCAUUGUUGUCUCCUUGGUCCUAGGCUUCCUCUUGUGCUGUGUCUACAGAUGGAAGUUUAAACAAGGCAAGAAAUGGAAAAUUGCCAAGCCCUUGAAACAAAACCAAAGAGAAGAAGAAAAGAUGUAUGAGAACGUACAGUCACCAAGUCCAUUACCCCCUCUGCCACCCAGGGGCUCAUUUUCUCAAGGCAAUUCCCCCCCACAGGAAAUCCCAGCUACAUACUCUUUGGUGAAUAAAGCUACAAACAAGAAAACUGUUUCCACUUUGAACUACAUUGAGCCUGAAAAUGACUAUGAUGAUGUUGAAAUCCCUGGAAAUACUCAAAACCUUAAUUCUAAAGUGGCACUGUAUCAAUCAACAAAGACAAAGUUAUCCUCUGGUUUACAGGAGAGGUGUCAUAUUGCAAUAGGUGAACUAGAGGACUACAGGAAAGCAGGGUCCCCCCAGGAAAAAUCAGGGGAGCACAUCAUUGAUGCUCAAUAA